AGUCCCACUCCGGUCCAGGUCCUGAAUGUAGAGGAGGGCGGCCUCUCCCCAGCCUUGCGCAGCUUUAUUCUCUCAGCUUGUACCACUUUUCCACGCAAGCGCUGCCGGUUGCUCGCGCUCUUGUCUGAAUUGUUGACUCUCUCUUUGGACUGCUAGCAUCGAGCAUUAAGUGAACUCUUAUUUUUCUUUUUUCUUUUUUCCAAGUUUGGGUAGGGGGAUCCGGUUUCCUGUUCUCCUGUACUUAGCAGCCCUGGGGUAGCUCUCCAGAGGCUGUGUCAGAGCCAACCUCCCUCCCCACCCCUCGCGCGCCAAAUCCAGCCUGGGGCGCAGGGCCAUUCCGGGUGCCAGCUCUGCUCUCAUAUUCCAUCUGGCUUCUGCUCCAAAUAGUGGGGUUUCUCAGGGUGUAGAAAGCUCCCGUGUGGAGGCUUCAGGCGCCAGAGCCCGGAGGGGGGCGGUAGCAGCGUCAGGUGGCUGCUCCGCGUCCCCGAGCGCCACCCAGUCACUUCCUACUCGGCGCACAGUCUGGGCUAGAGCAGGAGCCCUCUUGCAUCUCAGCCCCAGGACCCGAGUCCUCCGGAGCUGCUGGGGUUUCGGACAGCGGCAGCAGGAGAAGCUGAGAUGUGACCUGCUCUCCCCAGAGAUUGCCAUUUCCCUCUCUGGUGCCUGCCUCGCGAACAACAGCCCGCACCAGCCAGCGAGCACUUGUCUGGAUCUUCCUGGAGAAAGGAGCAGCCACUAGGCGCUCGCAAAGCCUGGACAGAACUUUGGCUGCCCUGGGUAGCUGUGAAACAGCUGAGUGAGAAGGGUGGGCUAGGAGACCAAGGGAGCAGAGAGCUAAGGAAUGGGGUCUUAGCCUGGGCUAGGGGUGGGGAGAGGGAAGUCGAGUUGCUCCUCGCUCUCUCCCAGAGCCCGGGCGCGGGGCAGAGGGAGAAAUGCUGAGCCCGCGUCCGGGCUCCUGCCUCCCCGGCAGCAUCUUCAGCAGCAGCCUCAGCAUCAGCACCGGCGGGACAGCGACAGCGGGGGCGGCGCAGGCGCACUGUGCCCGGCGGAGCCUGCAGUUCCCCAGCCCCGUGUGCGGCACCGCCACAGUCUGGGCAGCGGCGGCCGGGGGAGCGCUACUACCAUGAACUGCUUGGUCCUCCUUCCCAGAGCUGCUCAUCCGGGUCGGGCUGGAGACACACUCAGGGGACCCCGCCGCCGCCGCCGCGCCCCCUUUUCUUUCAGCACCAUCUCCACUACCUUUUCCUCCUCUUCUUCCACCUUUUCUUCCUGCUUCCCCCCCUCCCCCGCCGCGGAUCCUGGCCGCUGCUUUCCAGACCCAGGAUGCCGGGGGGCAAGAGAGGGCUGGUGGCUCCGCAGAACACAUUUUUGGAGAACAUCGUCAGGCGCUCCAGUGAAUCAAGUUUCUUACUGGGAAAUGCCCAAAUUGUGGACUGGCCUGUAGUUUAUAGUAAUGACGGUUUUUGUAAACUCUCUGGAUAUCAUCGAGCUGACGUCAUGCAGAAAAGCAGCACCUGCAGUUUUAUGUAUGGAGAACUGACCGACAAGAAGACCAUUGAGAAAGUCAGGCAGACUUUUGACAACUACGAGUCAAACUGUUUUGAAGUUCUUCUGUACAAAAAAAACCGUACCCCUGUUUGGUUUUACAUGCAAAUCGCACCAAUAAGAAAUGAACACGAGAAGGUGGUCUUGUUCCUGUGUACAUUCAAGGACAUUACACUGUUCAAACAGCCUAUAGAGGAUGACUCAACGAAAGGUUGGACGAAGUUUGCCCGAUUGACACGGGCUUUGACAAAUAGCCGAAGUGUUUUACAGCAGCUUACACCAAUGAAUAAAACAGAGACAGUCCACAAGCAUUCAAGACUAGCUGAAGUGCUUCAGCUGGGAUCAGACAUCCUUCCUCAGUACAAACAAGAAGCGCCAAAGACGCCACCACAUAUCAUCUUACACUAUUGUGCUUUUAAAACUACUUGGGAUUGGGUGAUUUUAAUUCUUACCUUCUACACCGCCAUCAUGGUUCCUUACAAUGUUUCUUUCAAAACAAAGCAGAACAAUAUCGCCUGGCUGGUGCUGGACAGUGUGGUGGACGUGAUUUUUCUGGUGGACAUUGUUUUAAAUUUUCACACGACUUUUGUGGGGCCGGGUGGAGAGGUCAUUUCUGACCCGAAGCUUAUAAGGAUGAACUAUCUGAAAACUUGGUUUGUGAUUGAUCUGCUGUCUUGUUUACCUUAUGACAUCAUCAAUGCCUUUGAAAAUGUGGAUGAGGGAAUCAGCAGUCUCUUCAGCUCUUUAAAGGUGGUGCGCCUUUUACGCCUGGGCCGUGUUGCUAGGAAACUGGACCAUUACCUGGAAUAUGGAGCAGCGGUCCUUGUGCUCCUGGUAUGUGUGUUUGGACUGGUGGCUCACUGGCUGGCUUGCAUCUGGUACAGCAUUGGAGACUAUGAGGUCAUUGAUGAAGUCACCAACACCAUUCAAAUAGACAGCUGGCUCUACCAGUUGGCCUUGAGCAUUGGGACCCCAUAUCGCUACAAUACGAGUGCAGGGAUCUGGGAAGGAGGACCCAGCAAGGACUCCCUGUAUGUGUCCUCCCUCUACUUCACCAUGACGAGCCUUACAACCAUAGGAUUUGGAAACAUAGCUCCGACCACAGACGUGGAGAAGAUGUUCUCAGUGGCCAUGAUGAUGGUCGGCUCUCUUCUUUAUGCAACUAUUUUUGGAAAUGUUACCACAAUUUUCCAGCAAAUGUAUGCCAACACCAACCGUUACCAUGAGAUGCUGAAUAAUGUUCGAGAUUUCCUGAAAUUAUAUCAGGUCCCAAAAGGCCUUAGUGAACGAGUGAUGGAUUAUAUUGUCUCAACAUGGUCAAUGUCAAAAGGCAUCGACACAGAGAAGGCCCAAGGAAUCUGUCCAAGAAUUAGACUGCUCCCAGUUAUCUUUUAAAGAUAUGUUCUACUGAUAUUCCCCAAUCCAUUUAAUGGAAGCUGCACCUUCCAGUUCCUUAGGACAACCCUCCUUAGCCCUAUCUACCUUCACUUCCCUUCGCUUCCAUUGUGGUCCCUAGAUCCAAGCCAUCAUCUUGCCCUGCUCUGUGCUUCUGUGUAGGAUGUUCUCAGCGUAGCAACAAAGAACCUAUGUGGCUUUUCUGUUUGUUGAUCUAAUCUUGUCAAUAUAUUUAGGACAUUAUAUGUGAAUCUUGCUACAAGUAUUUACAGUGGAAUUUAUUAAAAUUAUCAAAAUAUAAUUGUGGAGUGAUAAAAUGAAAGGUGGAAAACAGUAAUUAUAUCAGUCCUGUACUCAGGGUGCAUCCAUAGAAAAGAGUAUCAGAAUUUUUAACAAUUACUCUCUUUGAUUCACUGUUUGGUUCCUAUAUUCUUUAAUAUGUGAAGUAUGUUGUCUUAACAUAUGUUAACAUAAUUUUUUAUUGCAUAGCUCACUUACAUUUUCUUUAAAAUAUUUUUAUUAAUAGAUAUUAUUAUGAAACUUAUACAAGCACACACCAAAACAAGGAAAAUAAAUGAAGCUCAAUAUCUUUUGAAAUGUCUCUUUCUCUGUUGGUUCUAAAAUAGUUAUUUUUUUUCAGCUCUGUGUACAAUGGAAUUUAAUGAUGCAUUGCAGCUAAUUAAAGAAAAAUCUUUGCUUCAAUUAUUGUGAUUUCCUCCUAGCUUCUCCACAUACUUAGUUUGUAGAUUUUUGAAUUUAACAUUAACACAUGAGCAAAUUAAUCCCAGUGAUUUAAGUCAGCCUUAACCAGCUUCUGUUUAGUCCAAUUACUAUAUUCAUGUGGGGAUUAGAACAUUUUUUACCAGGAAAAUUUGUUGUAGGUGAUUUUUUUUCCACUGGGCAGUGUCUAGACUAAUUUUAUCUACUGGCCAACAGUUUAUUGACUAUCAAUCAUUACAGGUACUUAGUAUCUUUUUAAUUUAAUAACAAAAAUCCAUCCCCUGCUCUUUGCCACUGGCUGACAUUUUGUACUUAAAAGAGAAAGGGUUGGAAUGGGGGGAUUUAAAACAAAAGAAGAUUAUGGGGAACAAUAGAAGGGAUGAUGACUAAAGCUCAUAAAAUUUAUCCUGACAUUUGAAAUACUUUUCAGGAAAACAAUUCAAAUGAAAUCAGUGGGCUAGCACUAUAUUUUCAAUUUGCAGGACGACUUAUAAAAAUGUACAACUUAUAUAAUGUUUUAUAGAUCAGGUAACUCUCAUUACCCUAGAGUGUCCAUGACCUCUUUAACAGGUUAGAUACUAAACCCUUAUGAUUUUUAUUUACAACUUUUACUACCUUUCUAGAACUAACACUAAUUUUAAUAACCAGUAUGAAUUCUCAGAUCACACAUUGUAUAUUAUGUAGUCAUUACAUCUCUCUCUACGUAUAUAUGUAGACUAGACAAAAACUACAAAGGAUUAAAGAGACCACAGCAUCCAUGGAAUUCAACAAGGCCUUAAUGGCCCCCUAGACAGAGGCUGAUACAAAUAAAAAAGGGGAAUUCAAGGUCACAGGGUUGAUCUUGGCAUCAGCAUAGACUGUAGCUUCAGACAUAAUAUGCAGAACCAGAUCUAGCUGGCCUAAUGAAUGUAUUUAUGGAUGGCAAUUUCUGUAGGCUGUGGCACAGGUCUCCUGGAACGUUCAGGAGCCCUCUUACUGUCAGUUGUGUGAUGUUUUCUUGGCAUGGACAGGUGACAGGCUCAUAGGAGCUGUUGUGACUUCAGUGUUAGGUGUCAUUUCUAUUGUGUCCAGAUGGGAGUACUGUAUGUGUCCUCAGUCUGGUGUAUUAUUUUUCUGCCUUUUUUAUUGCCUUAUCUCUGUUCCAUAGUGACAAUGGGACAUGCUCCUUACACCUGGAGGAAAAUACUGUACUACACCAUCCUUCAUAAAGAGCUCUGACUAGUGCGCUCUGCUGAAUUUAUCAUAUAAAUAUAUCACAGGGAUAUAAGAAAGGCAACCUGGCUCAGGCUGAAGAUUCAGUAGUAUUUUUAUCUUUGGUUUAAAAGAGGUAACAAUUGCCACAAUAGAGUUCAUAUUAAUCAGAUCAAUAAUUGUGAUCACCUUCCAACUAGAUAUUUCAAAGAAAUAACAUCAAAGGGCAAAAACUUACUCAAAGAUGAACAAGGUGAUAUACAAUUCUGACCAUAUUAACAUAUGACAGACAAAUAAAGGAAAUGUAAAUAUUCUAUCUAGUUAAGAAGAGAGUUGAAGAGAGGGGUGGAAGGUAGCUUCAAAAAACUAAAUCUAUUUGAAGAACAGAUCUCUCUGCUUCAGAAAAAAAAACAUAUUUCUCAAAUAAAGGAUUUAGAUAGACACAGCAGAACGCAGACCCAGUGCACUCUCAGGUCCUGCACACUACUCUUGCUGCCUCUCCACUAUCCGGUUCUUGUUAUCUCUACUGAAUGAAUUUAGGUGGAGCACUCAGGCCUAGAGUAGAAAAAAAAAAAGACUGUAUUUUAUAGGAUGACAUGAAGCACUCCCAAAGUUGAGAGACGGCUCAUUGUAUAGGAAAGUAUAAUUACGGGUUGAGACUGGACAACAGUGAAGGAAUCACUGUGCCGACCUAGAGGUUUAAGUAGACGUGGUGCUAUUUUCUUAAGGACCAAAUAGCAUCCUGAGAGGUGGUUUUCUGUGCAAGGUGAUUGACAGGACUAUUUGGGUUAACUUUUAAGGAAGAAGCAAUGUUGUGUCUUUUUUUUUUUCUUUCUUUCUUUCUUUGUUAGAACGCCUCCAGCUAGAUAGUAAUCUUAUCAUUGUCCUAGAAGUUCAGAAAGUCAUGUUUCUAUGCAGGGAUUCAGAUACAAUUCUUUUGAUCAGUUUCUGCUUUUACAAGCUGAUAAAGAGGUGGGAGGAAGAGAGAGGGAGGAAGGGAGGGAGGCAGUGAUAGAGAAGGAAGGGAGAGGAAUUCAGGGGAAGGGAAAUAGAGAGAGAUGAUAGGUAGAUAGGUAGGUAGAUAGAUAGAUAGAUAGAUAGAUAGAUAGAUAGAGAGAGAGAGAGAGAGAGAGAGAUAGACAGAUGAUUUUAGAUGUUGAUAACAUGCCAGAGAGAGAGAGAGAGAGAGAGAGAGAGAGAGAGAGAGAGAGAGAGAGAGAGAGAAGGGAAGGGGGUCCUUAAUUCCCUUAGAACCUGCUCCUAUGUGAACACUUUCCUAAUACUGACUAUGAGAGCACAUCAGUACAUCAUAAUAUCUGUGCCACUUGGGGUUCUACUAUUUGUCACACCUGGUUCAAGGACAGUCAUUUUAAAAGUUCUGCAUGAAAUUUACAGAAAAAAAAAAACAAUCCUAUGAUAAUUUAACACUUGUUUUCAGCACUUGUUUUCUUUUUCCAUUGGUGUGUGUGUGUAUGUGUGUGUGUGUGUGUGUGUGUGUGUGUGUGUGUGUGGUUGUGUACAUGGAUACAUGUGGAGGCCUAAGCUUUAUGUUAAGUACUAACCUUAAGUGUUCUUCCACCUUCCUUAUUGAGGAGGCAGCACCUCUCAGUCACUUCCAGAGCUCUCUAGUGUGGAUGCUGAUUCCUCCUUCUCUCAUCAGAAUUAUAGACCAACUUCCCUACACAUCCAAUAUUUUUGUGGGUUCUGGGGAUCUGGCUCAGGUCCUAACAUUUGCUAGCUAAGCACUUUAACUACUGAGCCAUCUCUCCAACUCUGUUCUCAGGAUUCUUUUAUUAACGUACUUGAACCGAUAGGUUCACAAGGAUAGUAACUAGCUUACUGAAGAUGAUAAAAGAAGUACUCACUUAAAAAUACCAUGGAUUUAUAGAUUCUUUAAUGGAGUCAAGGUAGGGCAGCCAUGGAAUGCUUCUCCUAUAGGCCUAUGUUAACUGCUUAUUGGACAAGAGACUAUAUGCCUAUUCCACUGCUUAAAAUUAAUUAAUUGAUUAAUUAAUUAUUAAGCAACUACACGUUUCACCCUAACUUUUAAAUCUAGAAAAAUCUUUUAAGUUUUCAAUCUAACCAUGGUAAAGGAAUGCCACAAUCAUCACCUUUGCACGUGUUUCUCAAUUGUGACCUCCUAAAGAGGAAAAAGGGAGAAUGUGGGCUUGGGAUGGCCUUUUCUCCCUUUUAGCUAGCCUUCAUUCCUAGCUAAGAAAGUAAAUUUCAUGUGCAGCUUCUCCCAUGGAGCAGAAGUUGAAUAAGAUAGCACUCCAGGGCACAUUAGAGGUGAAUAUAAACACAAUACAUUAUAUUCACAUAUUAAAGUGUCAUAAAGAAAAUCAUCAUUUUUUAUAGUUAUUACACAUUAAUAAAAAUUCUAGAAAAAUAAGGAGGCAGAAUGGUCUUAGUAAACACACAAUAAAAUUAUUAUAGGCAAAUAGGAAUGUUAAUAAUUUCCGUAAUAAUAAUUUAGAAUACUCAAGUGUGAAUUUUAAUUUCUCAUGGCUUUUGAGAAUUCUUCAAUACAUCCUUUGUAUUACUGUUGGCUAAUAUCAUUACUUUUAAGCUUUGUGCAUGUCCUCUAAUAGACAAUGUUCUUUUGCUAUGCUUAUUUUAAGGAAGAAGCAUAUUAUAGGUUAGUUAAGUCCAAAUGACUUAAACAUUUCUCUGGAAAUAAUACUAAACAGAAUCUUUAUAUUUUUGCUUUAUUCUGUUCAUACUUUAGUGUAACAGUGCAGGCUAGUUUAUACUUCAUUUUCUCACCACUUGGCCAUUAGCUUCUGAGGAAGGUCACAAGGAAUCAUAUGAUAGCUAUAAUAGAGAAAGAAACAGAUGGAGUAGUCCACAUGACGCCAUGAUGACUUAGUAACUUGGCUUGAUCUAGACUACAAACAUAGGGUCCCAUCCUUCUGGGUCCGCAUCUCUGGGUGUGAAGAAAUAGAGCCACAUUUCUGACCUAGGUGGCUGGAGCAUAAAAGGGGUCACAUCAUGCCUUCAGGGGGUAGGCAGUAAUAAAAGGGGUGAACCAUUUCAUUCACAAUGAUAAUCAUACUCGUCUUUUCUUAUCUAGUCAUAGGCUACAAAGUUUGCCAUAUGGCUAGCAUCAUAUUUUUGGUCUUGAAAUUUAGUGAGCAUGCCAUUGUACUUAAAUAUACAGAUGGAACAUGACCUGCAUCAUAUUUUAGAUAAGCAAAUGUUUUUAUAUAUGUAUACAUUGAGAACAAAUAUGUGAACAUAUUCUAGACUGUGGAGAAAAGUUAAUGAGUCCAAUUUGUGUGCAGACCAUGUCAUACUGUGAGUUGGUGUCUCUAUCCAGCCUGUUAUUUUAUUCUGAGCUGCUGAUGGGUCUGUUUUCAGACUCGACCCCAAACAGAGCAAAUUCCCAGCAAUAGCACCUGCUUUUGAGUGAAAUCAUUAGGUUCCUUAGAACUGGACACAUUUUUUUUAAUUAAAGGUAGAAUUAUGCAAUCAGAUUUUAUGACUGCUUUACUUAAAAUGUGUGUUCUUUCCCUGGAGUUUCUCUUACUAAUAUUGCCAUGGUUUUACUGUGCUGUUAUUUUUAAAGAAAUUAUUUAUUUUAUUUUAUGUAUAUGUGUGUGUGCACCUCUGUGUGUGUAUGUGAUCCAUGUGCAGGCAAUGCUAACAAAGGUCAGAAGAGCACAUCAGAUCCACUGGAACUGGAGUUACAGAUGGCUGAGAGCCACCUUAAGGAUGAUAGGAUCUGAACCUAGGACUUCAAUUCAAGUGCUCUUAGCCACUGAGCCAUAUCUCCAGCCUGAUUAUGUUGUUGUUUAUUAUUUUCCUUCAGUGGUCGUGUGACUUCCUUUUCUCUACCCACCUCCUAUCUCUUUCUUGAGUUUUAUGAUAAUGAAUAAAGGAUGCUUGUUUUGGGUUCUGGCUGAUUUAAAGAAUGAUUUUAUUCAUUCUUUAAAAACAACAUUUAGUUCCUUUACUUGUCAUGCCAAGUAACCAUGGGCAUCUCUGCCUGACACAACAGGAAGUAGAGAGAAGAUGGAUAAAGAUGUAGGGGCUGGAUACCUUAAAUAGAGAAAAUAGUCUCAAUACAAAAUAGUUUUCCUUUUAGCUGUGUGUUACCCUCCAAUGCUCUGGAGCCCCUCCUGAUGUGACCUCCUGAUGUGAUUUUUCGCAUCAAGGAGAGGACCAUAUGGCUUAUAAACUUGAUGGUUUUCUCUCAACUUUGCCUUUCAUAAAUCUGGAAUUUUCUCAAGUCCUUCAGUUAAUUUCCCAUUUUCUCACAUUAGCAACCUCCCUCAUAUUUUGGGCAUCCUCAAGGAUGCGUUCAGUUCUCUAGUUUCUUCCAGAGCAUUUCAGUUGAUAGGAGACAUCAAUUGAAGAGUACCUGUGUAGCAGCAGAUUGUAUGAAUAGCAAGGUACCCUUCAAUGUUCAUUUCUGCAUAAAAAAUAUUGUCAGGCUUUGUAAAAAUAGUUGUAGAGGGAUAAAUACAAAUAACACAAUUAUCGCUCUUAUGUUACUUGGAAUUAAUGAAAGGAGAAAAGACAAAAACUAUGGAGAAAAACAUGCGAUUGUCAAUUGUGUUGAUGCUUGGACUAUAAUGCGGGUGCUACGCUAGAGUCUGAUGAGCAAGAUUAAUCUAAUUCAGUUUGGAAGGCUGUGUGGUGGAAUUAGAAAAAAAGCAUAAUAGAAUUUGGACAACAGAGAUUGUUAGAAAUAGAAACUUUGCUACCUUUCAUAACCAAACUCAAAUUACCUAUGUGUUGAUAGACAACUGGUCUAAAGAUGGGAAACAGUGAAAAGGAUAAAGAGUCGGGAUCUUAGGACACUGUUAAUUACUGAAAAAUCAUUAGUUACCCUUUACUAUCUAGAUCUAUUCAGCUAACUCUUCAUGUUAAAAAUUUUACACUUAAUCCAAUAACUAUUCCGAAUGGUACAACAACUUUUUGGUACCUGAAUCUGCCUAAAUUCCUUAGCAUAUAAUUGCUUAGAAUAUAUUAAAAUCAUGUGGAUCUUCUGACUUUGAGGUCAUUAAUCAGGGACUCCUGUCAUAUGCUUUAAUGAGAGAACAGACAAUACACAGCAUCAAGGAUAUAUUUGUAACCAGAGGACACUGUUAUCACAUCUCAAUGUGUGAGUUUGUUGGAAGAGUGGCACAGUCCCUUUAUAAAAAGUUGACAUGUGCUAUUCCUGAAAUGUGACUUUUCAGGCAAAAAAGAAAAAAUAAUCUUGUGAUUAUAUAACCAUUUUAUUUCUAAAAAUGUUAAUUUAAUGGAAACAGAUGACUUUUAUGUAAAAUUGGAAAUAAGAACCCGAAAAAGGAGAAAGUACAUUAAAUCCCUCAUAAUCUCAUUCCUUAUAAAACUACAUUCUGGCACAUUUACUUUCUAUGGCUUCAUGAGCAUCUGUGUGUUGUAAAUAUGUAUAGCCUGAAGGUCUUGCAUUUGAAAUGGAAAGUUGAAAUUUUAAAGUCUUUGGAUUUUGGAUAUGUUUUAGAUUGGGAAUAUAUAUGUAUGUAUAUAUAUGUAUAUGUACGUAUAAUGGUAUCUAUAAAAUUCAUUUUUAUUUCAUGUACUUCUUAAGCAUAUAAACUAAAGGUAAUCUUAUAUAAUGUUGUUACUACUUUACUGCAACCAAUCUCAUGAGUUCAAAUGUAGAACUAUUCAUUUGGCAUAUUAUAUUUCAAAUUACCUUUUGAUUCUUGUAACAGUUUGAAUAUAUUUUGUUUGUAGAAUUUAAGAUGUUCAACCCCUGUUGUGGAAACCUCUGUGUUCUUUUCUGUGUGAGUGUGUGUGUGUACGCAUAUCAAUAUAUUUUUAUUUCCCUGUGUUUAUAUAUUUAAGAUUUCUGAUUUUUACAUUAAUAUAAACAGUAAAAAUGGAGGUUUCUGGAUCAUAGACUUUGAACAGUUCAUAGGUUAUGCUAUUUUUAUGGUUAUUUUUUCUAAAAUAUCAAAUCGAAACUCUAUAAACAAUAUAAAUUUGUGUACGUUCUUCUUAAGAACAUCACUCUCAACACUUGGUAUUGAAAUUGUGAAAUUAAUAAACCAAUUAGCAGCACAUUCAAUUUUCUCUUUCUUUCAACACAUAAUACAAUUGCUGCCAACAAUUACAAUUACAACAGUGUCUGUCUUGUUGAACCAAUGAUUUUAUUUGGGUGACUUACAGAAGCGUGGGUUAGGGGUUACACAUUUGUCUUAUUAAGGGUUAUUAUUGCUGUGAGAAAACACCGUUACUAAAAAGCAAGUUAGGGAGGAAAGAGUUUAUCUGGUUUACACUUCCACAAUACUCUUCAGCAUUGAAGGAAGUCAGGUGAGGAACUCAAAUGGGGCUUGAACCUGGAGGCAGGAGCUCAUGCAGAGGCCAUGGAGGAUGCUGCUUACUGGCUUGCUUCCCAUGGCUUGGCUCAAACUUUCUCUUAUAGAAAUUAGGGCCAUCAGCUCAGGAUGGCACCACACACAAUGGGCUGUGCCUGUACCCAUCCAUCACUAAGAAAACGACUUACAGCUGGAUCUUAUGGAGGCAUUUUUUAAAAUCUGAGGUUCCUUCCUUUCAGAACUCUAGCUUGUAUCAAGUUGAUGUAAGAUUAGCUAGCGCAAAUGGAGCAUAUAGGUGACUUUAUCAGCAGAAAGCCCCUCUUGCAGGCAGCUCUAUGAGAGAUACACUGCUUUUAUAACCUUGGAUAGUUGCCUGGUAGAUCUUGUAACUUUCUAAUUGUCCUCAGUCUUCUGAGACUCUCCUACCUCCAGAGGGUAAUGUUUCAGUUCAAGGGAAACAGCUACAUUUACUUCUCCACACCAAGCAUCUGGCUGUGGUAGACCAGCAUGUCUUGUCAUACCUUAACUGUUCCUGUUUUCACAUGGUCUAACUCUUCUGAGUAAGCUUUCUGCCUUAGCACUCACCACUAUCCUGUGGCUACUUAAAUAUUUGGAUAGUAUUGUUUGACAUAUCUCAGAGCUAAGCUCUACCACAGAGGCCAUUUGAAGCCAUUUCUAGCUGCUGAGGUGAAGUAUUGCUUGGGAGAUGUAGUUGGUGAUCUUGCACACAUCCCUUCUAAUACAGGCCAGAGGUUACAUCAAGAAACCAAUGUGAAGAUCUAAGGCUUUGUCUUUGGGAGUAAAGCCAGACACUGUAGAUGGGAUACAAUGUGUA
Molecule: messenger RNA, 11979 nt
Organism: Mus musculus (house mouse)
Lineage: Eukaryota; Metazoa; Chordata; Mammalia; Rodentia; Muridae
Gene: Kcnh5
Product: potassium voltage-gated channel, subfamily H (eag-related), member 5
Exons: 9
Coding region: 1324-2940 (538 amino acids)
Biological process (GO): potassium ion transport; transmembrane transport; monoatomic ion transport
Cellular component (GO): voltage-gated potassium channel complex; membrane; cell surface
Molecular function (GO): voltage-gated potassium channel activity; transmembrane transporter binding; delayed rectifier potassium channel activity
Source: RefSeq, a predicted model, not a curated record